Messenger RNA from Camellia sinensis, 1060 nucleotides. The record is from RefSeq and is a predicted model, not a curated record. NCBI's taxonomy places the organism in Eukaryota, Viridiplantae, Streptophyta, Magnoliopsida, Ericales, Theaceae.
AAAACAAACUAACAAACACCAAUAUGCUAGCUUUGUCCUCUUCUAUGUUUUCAACCUUUGGGUGGCCCUUAGAGGAGGACCUCAUAAGCCAUGAACAACACAACAACAACAACAACACUAUCUUCUACAUAGAAGCAGAAACUUCAGAUCAAUCUUUUCUUCACUUUCCUCCUCCUCCUACUUUGUCUCAGCCCUUAGCAAAUUCAAGUGAAUUCAAGCUUUCAAACGAAGUUUUUGGAGAUGCAACAAUGGCUAAAAAGCUUAACCAUAAUGCAAGCGAACGUGAUCGUCGUAAGAAGAUUAACAGUUUGUACUCUUCCCUCCGCUCUCUCCUUCCUGCAGCUGAUCAAACGCAUUUAAGUGGUGAAUUAGAAGAAAGAAUUUGGCUUCUCCUCUCUUCAUGCCUUUCUGAAAUUUUAUAAUAGCAGUAUGUCAGGUCAGUAACAAGGCUGUAUAUAAUUACAUGAUCUAAAAAAUAUGAAUAAUAUGAGAAUCAAGCACACAGAUGUGGUAUUUCGGAAAGACUAUAUAAAUUUCCAUGUUAGUCGGAGGAGAGAAAGUUUUGCAUAUGAAAUGAUUUAUUUGACCUUUUAUUUAAGUGUUAGAAUUUUGGCAAAGUAAGAUAGUCUCAAUCAAUUAAGAAUUUAGUUCCUCUCUAGUUUUAGUGGAUUGGACUGUCUAGUCCCAUCGGCAGCGCUCACCACAAGCUCCACUUUGAUAAUUUGCUUUGUUGGUUUUUUUAUGCCCCAACAUGUAAAAUCUAUGAAAAACAAAUCAAAUUGCAAUAGUGGUAGCUAUAUAAUUUUAUCAUCUUUAUCUUCAAGAAAAUGGACAAGUAUGAUCUUGCAAAUAAACUGUUAAUGGUUUUUUAAACACCAAGAAAAUAAAAUCAGGCGAUACAAUUAUUAGACCAGUUAAUUUGAAUUUUUAUGAAUUAUCUAUACAGUGGGAUCUAAAAAUGAACAAAACAAAUUAUCAAAAUGAGUCCAUGGAGCUGGAUUCUUAGCUAAUGACAUUCAACAACAACUAAAAUAGUUUUCUUUCAUAAGCCUAUUAAAAA